Messenger RNA from Diospyros lotus (date-plum), 2724 nucleotides. RefSeq names its product inactive receptor-like serine/threonine-protein kinase At2g40270. Gene Ontology annotation, molecular function: ATP binding; protein kinase activity; protein binding. Lineage: Eukaryota; Viridiplantae; Streptophyta; Magnoliopsida; Ericales; Ebenaceae. The record is from RefSeq and is a predicted model, not a curated record. Gene Ontology annotation, biological process: protein phosphorylation.
GCAGCAGUAGCUGACUUGUCAAAUUGUGAUGCUUUCUUUCUUGACUCCGCCCGCCAUCUCUUCUGCUUCUUCUUCCUGCUCGCCGGCACACCAUCCAAUCCAUCCAGCCAUGAGCCAGCCAUCCAUCACAUCAUCACUACUCGCCCGCUGCUCUCACGUUCCGUUCUGCAACUUCUGUUUUGUUUUGAAUUAAACUCAACAAAAAAGAACAGUCAGGUUGGCUCUUCUGCCUUUGGGCUGCUGGGCUUUGCUUUUCAUUUUCAAAGUCAAAAACACAGCUUCUCCUUCUUCACGCGUUUUAUUAACAACUCUUCUUCCGCCUCCAUAAUCCGUAUUGCAUUACUAUUGCUGUUAUUGUAUUCUGCUCUCUCUCUCUCUCUCUCUCUCUCUCUCUCUCUCUACAACGUACAAUCAAAUACUCGUUUUUGCUCGAGUUAAUACGCCUUCUUCUUCUGAGUCAACUUGCUGGCUCCUGAUCCAACUCCGUAAAUGAAGAUGUUGAUGGUGAUUAUGCACAUCUUCAGAUUCAGACCAUCCCCCCAUCGUCCCCGUAUGCUGCUGAUGUUGACGAUGCUAAUUUGUUUGCUCUCUCAGAAUUCCAAUUUCUAUUGUGCUUGUGCUUGCUCUCUCAACGAUGAAGGUUUGGCGUUGCUCAGAUUUAGGGACGGAGUGGUCAGUGAUCCAUUUGGAGCUUUUUCAAAUUGGAACGAUGAUUUCGGAGUAAUCGAUCCGUGUUCGUGGUUCGGGGUGGAGUGUUCGGAUGGACAUGUUGUUGCUCUGAACUUGAAAGAUCUCUGUCUUGGAGGAACACUGGCACCUGAUCUCGGAAACCUGGUACACAUAAAGGCUAUCAUCUUGCGCAACAACUCCUUCUAUGGACUCAUUCCAAAAGAAAUAGGAGAGCUAAAGGCAUUGGAAGUGUUAGAUUUGGGGUACAACAACUUUAGUGGACCAUUACCACAUGAUAUCAGCAAUAAUUUGUCACGGGCAAUCCUGCUAAUGGACAACAAUGACCUUUUUGGUAGCAUAUCCCCUGAAAUUCAUGAGCUUAAAAUGAUUUCUGAAGUUCACGUCAACGAAAACCAGCUUUCUAGUGCAGCGGAAAGAUCAUCUUGCAAAGACAGAUUCAUCUCAUGGUACGGCUGUGUAGCAGAUGCAGCUCGUCGGAGACUGCUACGAGAGCCAAUGCCACAAAAAAAGAAAUCAGGACCUUCAUCUCCGUCACCGUCACCAUCACCAUCACCAUCCCCAUCUCCUGCACCCUCCCCAUCUCCUGCACCCUCUACUGUAUCCAAUCCAGAGCCUUCUCCAACCCCUGCUGGCUCUGUUCCAAUGCCUUCAGCUGCAGAAAGCCCCAGCAUGGCAGGCCAAGGUUCCAGCAAGCAUCAUCGAGCACUAAUAUUGUCUGCAGCCAUAGGGGGUCCUAUUUUGCUUUUUGUUUUGGUAAUUGUUAUAUUGUUCACUCAAGCCAACAAGAUGGCUUCUGUCAGACCCUGGGCCACUGGACUAAGUGGACAACUGCAGAAAGCAUUUGUAACUGGUGUGCCAAAGCUCAAGAGAUCAGAGCUAGAGGCAGCUUGUGAAGAUUUCAGCAAUGUGAUCAGUUCUUCAUCAAUCGGAACAGUGUACAAGGGAACAUUGUCUAACAGAGUUGAGAUAGCUGUUACUUCAGUUGCAACAGUCUCAGCUAAGGAUUGGUCAAAUAAUUUAGAGGCCCUGUUCAGGAACAAGAUUGACACAUUAUCAAAAUUGAACCACAAGAAUUUUGUGAAUCUUCUGGGGUACUGUGAGGAAGAUGAGCCUUUCACUAGGAUGUUGGUUUUCGAAUAUGCACCAAAUGGAACUCUCUUUGAGCAUUUACAUGUAAAAGAAGCGGAACACUUGGACUGGGGGAUGCGGAUGAGGAUUAUGAUGGGCAUGGCAUACUGCCUCGAGCACAUGCACCAACUCACACCCCCAAUUACCCACAAAAACCUGAAUUCUUCUGCUGUCAAUCUCACGGAAGAUUAUGCAGCCAAAGUCUCAGAUUUUGGCUUCACAAGUGAAGUCCCUGCUGCAGUUGUUGAUCAUCAUGAGAUGGAAACAACAAACACACAGAGUAACGUCUACAGCUUUGGUGUAGUAUUGUUCGAGAUGAUAACAGGCAGGCUUCCUUACUCGGCGUGGGGCAGUAGCUCGCUUGAGGAUUGGGCAUCAGACUAUUUGAGAGGGGAACAACCCUUGAGGGAAAUGGUGGAUCCGACAUUGAAGUCGUUCCAGGUUGAGCAUCUUGAGAAGAUUGGUGAAGUGAUUGUAUCUUGUGUGCAUCCAGACCCGAGACGGAGACCGGAUAUGAGACAAGUCACGGAACGAUUGAGAGAGAUAACAGGAAUGGGGCCUGAUGGAGCAAUCCCUAAACUGUCUCCUGUUUGGUGGGCUGAACUCGAGAUUCAGUCAACAGAAGCGAUGAUCUGAAGGAGAGGAAAGGAUGAUGAUGAAGGAGGAGAAGAAGAAGAAGAAGUUGAGACUGCAACAAUUAGUUAACUGUAAUGAGGCAGCGUGUAUCUGCUCUUCUAGUUCAGGGAAUACAUACUCAUGCUACUUGUUGUACAUAAGAGAAGCAAAUAGGUGAAGCUAAAGCUUGUCCAAAAACACCGAAACAUGGGGCUUAAUUUAAAAAGACAGAUAUACAGCGAAUACGGACAGUUGUGAACCAAAUGCAAGUGGUGUUUCGUUUGUUGAAAA